UUUUUUCAUGUCGCCUCAAACAAUAUUUAUUAUUCUGUAAUGCAAUCAUUUUUACAAUGAAUUAAAUGAGCCUGACCAGUUGCUGAAUGCACUCGAUCGCCAGGAUUUUCUUCAAGGUAUAAACAUUGGAUGUAUUCGACGCGAAAGCUCCAAGAGAUCAACUUGUGCCUAAGUGGAUAUAGCAUAGCGACCGAUUGGUGGAUGUGGUCAAAAAAUCACAUAUUGGAUGGAGCUGAAAGUAAUGGGCGCCGCAGAGGUGGCUGCACUACUGAUGGACAAGCUCGAGGUUGGACUGGGGGAUACUCUGCGGGAGAUGAGAAAAAACGGGCCACGGACGCGAUGCUUCAACAGCGCGGGCGAAGGUGACUUGUCCUCUUCCGGCCAAGCGCCAUCGAGGCAUCCUCAGUCUACCAUGCGACAGACAGGAAUAAUAGCAGAGGAAAGCCUUGCACCAAUGCACAUCUGGGAGCGAAUCGACGUCAGCUGUAUCGUUUUCCUGCUGCACGGCAUCCUGUUGGCUAGACGGAUGUCGAGUGUCGUCUACUUUCUUGUAUUCCGGCAGUUUGGCAGCAGCAAGUCGGGUGAAUUUGCGGCCUGGUGCGACUUCAACGACCGGAGGCCCAUGGCUGUGUCUAGGCAUGAGGAAAGAAAGAUGCUGAUGCAGGGAUUGCGCGACUCCGCUCGAGGGGGGAGGUGGAGAGUCUAUUUCGAAAUGAUCAAAUCGAGUUGCGGGCUGAGAGAGGAUGGUAGGGGCAAUGUAGUGGGGACAUCUAGAGGAUCACGAGGUUGGAUGUGACGAACAGGGACCGCAUUCGCGCGAGGGAAGCGAAGGAGUUUGCUGAGUCAAAGGAAAGAGAGUUGCUGGGAGUCAUCUGUAAGCGGAGGUCUCUGCACUGUAGGCAUGGCGUAUAUUGGUGGUUUGCGGUGCCCAGCUGGAGCACAACGAGUUGCAUCAGACUAGGCGAUGUUAGGGGUGAGUGGUGUCAUGAGAAGAUGAGACGCGCACAUGCGGCAGUAGAUGAUCGAGGU
Molecule: messenger RNA, 1029 nt
Organism: Suillus bovinus
Lineage: Eukaryota; Fungi; Basidiomycota; Agaricomycetes; Boletales; Suillaceae
Exons: 4
Coding region: 227-796 (189 amino acids)
Source: RefSeq, a predicted model, not a curated record